Molecule: messenger RNA, 1870 nt
Organism: Eufriesea mexicana
Lineage: Eukaryota; Metazoa; Arthropoda; Insecta; Hymenoptera; Apidae
Gene: Bsg
Product: immunoglobulin domain-containing protein Bsg
Exons: 5
Coding region: 572-1648 (358 amino acids)
Biological process (GO): cell-cell adhesion
Cellular component (GO): cell-cell junction; plasma membrane
Molecular function (GO): cell adhesion molecule binding
Source: RefSeq, a predicted model, not a curated record
GUGAAAAGGAGGGAACGACAGUUGAGAAAGUAAGAGAGACGUCCACGCAGAAAAUUAAGCAGAAGACAGUGGCAGCCAUUUUUCCUGACAUUGCUCUUUCUGCGGAUCGUGGUGCUAAUUGUCGUUGGUUCUGUAACGAUCUCGAGUCCGUGAAAUAGCAAGAAAUUGACGGUGCUAGACAGGAUUCUGGCAUUGUUUUGUGCACACCGAGAUAAAAACGGUGCAAGAUAACGAUAAGAUAAUUCAGACGUCAAUGGUACGGCGUGGCUCGAAGUGACGAGUGCGUGUGUAAACGAUCGCAGAAAGUAGUGGGGCUUGAUCGUAGUUGGCUGAGUGGACAGCCGAAAAGGAGGAGCUGCUGACAACGGCAAGGGUGUUCAGGAGUCGACAACGACGGUGACGGUGACGACAACGACGGCAACGAUACGACGGUGGCAACGAUCGCGAAAACGGAGCUACGGCAACUCAGCCUAGGUGGCAUUAUUUUGUGGUUUCUUCUCUAGAAACCCUCUCUGAACGAAAUUGCAAAGUGCACACAGUCACGCGCCAUCGCGUACAUCAGCGCCACGAGAUGGAGAGGCGAGCUGCUUUUGUGCUGCUGGGGAUGCUAUAUUUAGCGGGCACCCUCGUCACGGUCCAGGCAGUAACCUACAAAGGAGCAACGGUCGUGCACGAGAAUCAAUCUUGGUCGAUCGAAUGUAGCGACUUGAAGCCGGACGAUUUGAUCAGAUGGACCAGGAACGGACAAUCGCUCGAGCCGGAACUGGCAAGCGGUCAGCUGGUUGUCCAAUCGCCGAUAGGCACCAGAAGCAGCACCCUUCGAGCGAUGCACGCUACGGAUAGCCAUGACGGGGACUAUAAAUGCACUCAAGAUAGUGACGAGUCCUUCCAUCUGUGGAUAUACUUUGAUAUCAAGAUCAGAGUACUUACAUCUAAGGAUGUUCCAUUAAUGUUAGAAUGCGCGAACAAAAGUGCAGGAGAAAAGUUGCAAUGGUUCAAGGAGAACGUUCCGCUAUAUACAGCAUUAGCUGGCAAUGAAGAUUUAAUUAUGUUAAAUAAUCAAACAGGUAAUCUGGAGCUUCUAAAGAGUGCAGAUGCUUUGUACGGAAAUUACACUUGUAAAGGAACUAAUUCUUCCACUGAAUACAGGAUCGUACCAAGACCCACGGCAUAUAUGCCUGAGUCAAUCAGCGUGGUGGAAGGAGAGAAGUUGCAUUUAACAUGUGCCGGUAAACAAAGCCCUGGUAUUAAGGUAUCAUGGACAUUUGGUGACCAGAAUUAUACGCGUAGUAGUGGUCGCGUUAAACUCGGAUGGGACCACGAAAGGAGCAUCUAUGGCGCUGUCCUAAUGGUUGACAAUAUCGAGAUGAACGACCGUGGCACUGUUUACUGCAGGGUAUCCUAUAAUUUGUCUGAUACCUCGCAGUAUCACGUAGCAGAGGCCCAUACACUGCUCAGAAUCAAAGACAAGCUCGCCGCGCUCUGGCCUUUCCUAGGCAUUUGUGCGGAAGUUGUUGUUUUGUGCGCUAUCAUCCUAGUUUAUGAAAAGAAACGAAACAAGGCUGAACUCGAGGAAUCUGAUACUGAUCAAAGUCCUGACACCAAGCCGACUCCCAAUAAGGAUUCCGAUGUUAGGCAGAGAAAAUGAACGCAGGAAUAGUAAGCGGCGGAUGAACGAGAGCGAUGCAGGAUAGUGGAACAGAUGUGGGGGAUUAAUCGUGUGGCAUCUGCUGGAGUGACAAUAUAGAUAACUCUUACAAGAAAAAGAUAACGGAGUAAAGCAGAAAGAAAGCAAAGAAGCAAACAAACAAUUCCGAAAAGAGAUAAAGACAUCGUUUGAAGGGGUAACACGAGUAUAGGAAUAAGGAAA